This is a messenger RNA of Coregonus sp. 'balchen', 3913 nucleotides long. The record is from the annotation of a GenBank genome assembly. Lineage: Eukaryota; Metazoa; Chordata; Actinopteri; Salmoniformes; Salmonidae.
GUUAUUUAAAUAUAGGACUAGUAUGGAUAAUCUACUUCUAUGCAGUGAACACUUUGAAGAAUGGAUAGUACGUUGAUCGUUUGCUUGCCUGUACUGUUACUAGCUAGCGUUAGCUAAAUAUCAUGGCAUGUCAAAUUCAGUUCCAGGCAGCUUGAUCUAUUCUCAUAGAAUGAUAAAGCUAGAUAGCUGCUAGCUAGAGCUGCAUGGUUUUUUCUUCAUUAUAACAAGAGUAACGUUAGCUACAUGUCUAUACUCUGUUUUGUUAUGCAGAUUACAAGAUAAUCAACAAAAUUGGAGAAGGGACAUUUUCAGAAGUGGUGAAGGCUCAAAGCCUGAAAGAUGGGAAAUAUUAUGCGUGUAAAACGAUGAAGCAGUCACUCAGCAGGUAACUAACUAUCAGGUGUGCUGCCUUAUAAUGGUUCUGCCAGCUGUUUGCCUUGAGGUGCUCUACAUCCUCUGUGUGUAUGGACCCUUGCCUUGAAACUUCAGCAAGCAGCAUGACACCCCUGCCUAUCCAACUGGGAGUCACUGUCAACAUACCCUGACUCUGACCUAGUGAGCUUGACUUAGGCUAGGGACAAUGUUGCUUUUUUGCUCUGAUUUUUUAAAAGCCUGUACAUUAACUUUUUACCUAUAACCACAAGCAUUUCACUACACCCGCAAUAACAUCUGCUAAAUAUGUGUAUGUGACCAAUAAAAUUUGAUUUGAAAAAUUUGAUUUAUAUAGCUAACUACUCUUAACAAAUUAACCUGUCAAUUUUGUGAAUCGUCUUUGAAAAGAAGGCAUGACAUGUUCUCUACAAUAUAAAGAUAAAGUUAAUUGAUCAUGUGUUGGUGGUUAUCAGUCUGUUGGUACACAGUUAAUAACAGGUUUCGCUACAUCUUUUUUGUUUGUUGCUCAGCCUGGAACAGGCCAACAACCUGCGAGAAGUCCAGGCCAUGAAAAGACUGAACCCUCACCCAAACAUCAUUCAGCUGCAUGAAUUGAUAUUGUGAGUACAAUGUUUGUCCCUGUCUUUUUAAUUGUUUGUGUGAAUCCUCAACCGAAUAAUAACAUGAUAAUUUUGUCUGAUUCAUUCAAUGUGUUACAGUGACAAAGAGUCAGGGACCCUGUCCUUGGUAUGUGAGCUGAUGGAGAUGAACAUAUACGAGUUCAUACGAGGUCAGACGCACAGUGAAACUGCUACUCUGAAUGACAUGAAACAUCUACCACAACUGUAAAUACCGCAUAUCAAAUACUAUUCCUCAUUCAGUUAUCUUGUGCAUUCCUAACUUGUCUCACUUGCAGGUAGGCAACAACCUUUGCCAGAAAGUAAAAUCAAACACUACAUGUACCAACUUUGCAAGUCAAUCGAUCACAUGCAUAGGUAAGAAUGAAAAUAUGGAGAGGAUCUUGUCCAUGUAUAGAUACAUUUCAGUUACAUUUCCUACAGACCUUUCACUGGCACAGAGGAGGGUUAAGGGUACGUUUUUUUGCUUCCCCUAAAAGUAAACAGUUGUGCUGUAUUGUUAUCUUGGUACAGCAACGAGAUCUUUCACCGGGACGUUAAGCCAGAGAAUAUUCUAAUCAAAGUAAGUAAAAAAAAACCAGAUGAUGCUGAAAACCUUGCCUGCUGAUUUGUAAAUAAGAACUGUUACUGUUACAUUAUUUACCAUAUGUUGUCCAUGACUUGGUUGGUUGCUUCCAUAGCACGACGUGCUCAAACUAGGAGACUUUGGCUCGUGCAGGAGUUUGCACUCCAAGCCCCCCCACACAGAGUACAUCUCCACCCGCUGGUACAGAGCCCCAGAGUGCCUCCUCACAGACGGCUAUUACUCACACAAGAUGGACAUGUGGAGUGUAGGAUGUGUUUUCUACGAGAUCAUCAGGUACCUUUCAUCGAUCAUCAAAUUAGACACAGAACUGCUUAUGUCCUUUCUAGUAUGAGAAGUUGGUUAUAGCCUUAGUGUUGUGUUCCUCUACGGCCGAAGCCGCAGACAUUCGUGAACACCUGCUGUCGUGUAAAUAGCCUUGAUGACAUCACAGACGAUCAUGUUUGUGUAUUUCAGUCUCAGCCCUCUGUUUCCGGGAACCAAUGAGUUGGAUCAGGUGACCAAGAUCCAUGAUGUUUUGGGUACACCUGACAGCAGUCUCCUUCAAAAAUUCCCUCAGUACGUUGGUUAGAUACGCUUAUCAUGUAAUGAAGACCAAUGACUUACAGUAUGUUCAGUGGAAACCAUUGUCCUCAGUGACAGUGUUGUGCAUUUAUGUUUGACAGGUCUAGGGCGAUGCGUUUUGACUUCCCUCUGCGGAAAGGCAGUGGAAUAUCUCCGCUCAUCCCAAACUGUUCAGCGCCCAGUCUGUCGUUGCUCUACCAGAUGCUGGCCUACGACCCAGAGGAGCGCAUUGGCGCAAGAGCUGCGCUACAGCACGUCUAUUUUAGAGAGCUACGGUAGGCACACACUACUGUAGAACAAACACACACAGACAUACUGUGCCUUAUAAUUGUAGUGUGUGUAGUGUGAAAGAUAAAGUAUUUAAUUGUUCAUAUGGUAAAUGCCAGCUUCCCUCCUCCUGUCCUCUUGCGUCCUUGGUCUCAGGCUGGCGGAGAGGAGAGCUGAUAGUCUGCGCAGGGCCAUUGUUACUGUAGAGGGAGGAGAGAGCAGUGGGACCCCCAACUCUGUGGAUCACCUGCGGCGCUUGGCCAGACAGGGCAGGAGGCAGGUAAGAGACAGACACAUCUCCUAAAAAAGUUGAUCCUACAUCACAUUUUAUGAGGUAAUCAACCACAUUACAAAAAGGUAGGAUAAAAUGUCUUGAAUAUGCUACAUACUGGGAAAUGGACAAAAUAUUCCGUAAUUUGGAUGUACUUUGCGCUACUAUGAUGGGGCUAGUCUCCCAAGAUAUAAAUAUUUGUCUGUUUGGCAGCACAACACAAAGCAUGUUGCCGAGCCUCUGAUCAGACGCAACGCCCCACAGGUGGAAUUACCAAAGCUCAAUGUGGUAGUGCCUGCACCCCAGAUCACCUACCCUGUUAGCACAGUGCCAGCUCUCACCAUCACUCACCGUGGGUCCCUCCCUGCCAUCACAUCAAAAAAGUGCCACUCCCGGUUGGCUAAGGUAAACACACUGUAUUGCAUGUCAGGACAUCCCUACGGCUACUCCCUUUGACAAAAAGUCCUGUACAGACUUUGUUGCACACAUCAUAAAGAACAUCUGAAGCUGUGUGUAUCAAGCAUCUCAGAAUUGGAGUGUUGAUCUAGGAUCAGAUCCUCCCAGUCCAUGUCAUCUUAUUCAUUAUGAUCUAAAAAGCAACACUCGUCCUAGAUCAGCACUCCUACUCCGAGACCCUUGAUGUACAGCCUGAGAACUCAAUAGAAUGGCGUCCGUGUGUUGUUCAUAUUUCUGUUAAUAACCCGUUUGUGUCUCUUUUCCCAACAGCCAAGGGAUGAGUCCCACUGCGCUGCUUUCAAGACCUACUAUCUGCCUCCUCUGGAUAGGAAACCUGGUGGCUACUGAGUGCCCCAAAACGUACCAACUGUUGCUGUUCAACAGACCUGUUGUACCAGCUGUACAUACUCGGAUCUGCAUUUGGUUGAAUAAAGCUACUCAGCUACUGCAAAGCCUGCUGCUUUCUGGUGAGCAAUGCAAACAUGGUGUUGGACAAAGGAAUGUCUCGUAGCAAUAAUUACUAGAGUUAAUUUGUAUAAGUAAUCAUUCCGGCAGAUUAAAUACAACAUGAUCCCCAAAGUAUAUUUGACUCUGUCAUCAGUGUUAGGCUAAUGAGAUUAUGCCCAUUGCCUGUUAUUAACCCAGACGUUUCCUAACUAAAUUAGGUGUCAUGUUAUUAACGUUUGUUGAUAAAGUUGCUUGAAAAGUGAGCUAAUGACUACUCGCAUGCAACGCAGAACUUCAAGGACGAGCUCUGAUAUA